Molecule: messenger RNA, 300 nt
Organism: Lactuca virosa
Lineage: Eukaryota; Viridiplantae; Streptophyta; Magnoliopsida; Asterales; Asteraceae
Source: the annotation of a GenBank genome assembly
AUGUACAAGGCCUCAGGAGAAACUCAAGAUAACAUCGUCUUGGAAGAUCCUCUCAAAACUCAACACCAUGACGCUUUGCAUCCCGAUCCUGAUGAAGAGCUUUUAGAUGAACUUCUGUUUAAUAAUGAUAGUGCCUCUAUUGCUGCUCGACCACUGUUUUCCUCAUUUAAUCUUCCAACCAAGCCAUCUUCUUCAAGCCUAGUGUAUGAUUUUGGGCUCUCCUCUUCUUCUUCCAAGCUUGUUGAUGAAGAGAUCAAGAUUGAUGAUCAAGCUCAAAUAUAUCUUGGAGAUGAAACAUAG